AUGAAUCUGGAUUUUGUUUGCACAAACAGAAGUACUGAAAAUCGGCUGUUAGUUCCGAAGCUCAAACUUCACUCGGAUCGUGGAGAUGGAAACUCUCCACACGGAAUCGCCGAUCCCCUUCUCUCGCAACAUCUUCUUGAAGGGUAUUCUGAGGAAGAGCUCCAGGAGUAUCGUCAAGUCUUCAACAUGUUUGAUGCAGAUCGAAGCGGUGCCAUUGCAAUAGACGAGCUGGAGGCAGCUAUCAAGAAUUUGGGAUUGGAACAAACAAGAGACGAAUUGGAUAAGAUUAUCGACGAGGUUGACCAACGAGGAAACCACCAAAUCGAUUUCGACGAGUUCUGUGUGGUUAUGAGAAGACUCACCAUGAAAAAAAGCAACUGGAAUGAGGUCGUCAAGGAGUGUUUCACAGUUUUUGAUAGAUCAGAGAAUGGUGGUAUCUCGAAGAAAGACUUCCGUUUCAUUCUUCGCGAGCUCGGAGACAUCACUGACAACCAGAUCAUCGAUGAGAUCUUCAAUGAGGCCGACGUUGAUGGAAACGGAGUCAUCGACUACGACGAGUUCACCUACAUGGUCAAAAACUACAUGACCGACGACGAUAUCGUUUAA
Molecule: messenger RNA, 606 nt
Organism: Caenorhabditis briggsae
Lineage: Eukaryota; Metazoa; Nematoda; Chromadorea; Rhabditida; Rhabditidae
Exons: 5
Coding region: 1-606 (201 amino acids)
Biological process (GO): spindle pole body duplication
Cellular component (GO): microtubule organizing center
Molecular function (GO): calcium ion binding; microtubule binding
Source: RefSeq, a predicted model, not a curated record